UGGAGACAAGGUGUCUGUGGUCAUGUCUAGCUCCAUGUCAAAAGCAGAAAUGCUGAGACUGUUGGUGAAAGAGCGACUGGAUGCGGCCGCCGAAGACAUAUUCAGGCUGUUUGCCACAAAAAUAGCAGAUAAGAAGGAGGAACUUACUCGUUUAAAAGAAAAGGAGAGACAGGAAAAACUACUGGAAGUUCAACUACACAGAUCAGGUCACUAUAAUAACCGCGGUCUGGACCAGGAGGACCCAGAGAGGCGACACAUUAAAGAGGAAGAGGAGGAACUCUGCAUCAGUCAGGACGCAGAGCAGCUUCAAGCACCGGAGGAGGCCGAUGUCUCAAAGAGGGAAGAUGACGAAGAGAAACAUCCGUCGUCACGGCUCCAUCCGAGCCAAGCUGACGAGAGCAGAGAGGCCGAGGCUCAACAGAUGGAAACAGAAGCUGAGGGAGAGGACUGUGGAGGAUCAGAAGCAGACGCACACUGUCAUCUAUCAUCAUCACCACCUAUCACAGGACAGAAACCGUUUGGUUGUAAUGUUUGUGAGAAAAGAUUUAGCUACAAGAGCGUUCUGCAGAAACACAUGAGAGUUCACACAGGAGAGAAACCGUUUGGUUGUAAUGUUUGUGUGAAAAGAUUUAGCUACAAGAGCGUUCUGCAGACGCACAUGAGAGUUCACACAGGAGAGAAACCUUUUGGUUGUAAUGUUUGUGAGAAAAGAUUUAGUCAGAAGGGCGAUCUGCAGAGACACAUGAGAGUUCACACAGGAGAGAAACCUUUUGGUUGCAGUGUUUGUGAGAAAAGAUGUAGUCAGAGGAGCACUCUGCAGACGCACAUGAGAGUUCACACAGGAGAGAAACCACAUGUGAAGAAAGUAGUUUCCUACAGUUCAUAGUUAAAGAAGCACUGCGGAUGUUUGAAUCAUUUAAAAUUGUUGAAGAAAUGGAUGAGGAAAAUGAAAUUGAAUAUACAAACACAAAAUAAAUACUUUGAGCCUUGAGUGAUUUCGGGUCUUUGUCAUCGUUCUGUUUCACAGCUGUCUCCGUUGCUUUUUGAUUUGAUUAG
This is a messenger RNA of Perca fluviatilis (European perch), 1056 nucleotides long. Its product is annotated as zinc finger protein 271-like. Gene Ontology annotation, biological process: regulation of transcription by RNA polymerase II. Bases 23 to 886 code for a protein of 287 amino acids. NCBI's taxonomy places the organism in Eukaryota, Metazoa, Chordata, Actinopteri, Perciformes, Percidae. The record is from RefSeq and is a predicted model, not a curated record. Gene Ontology annotation, molecular function: RNA polymerase II cis-regulatory region sequence-specific DNA binding; DNA-binding transcription factor activity. The transcript is spliced from 2 exons.